Molecule: messenger RNA, 3180 nt
Organism: Aspergillus tanneri
Lineage: Eukaryota; Fungi; Ascomycota; Eurotiomycetes; Eurotiales; Aspergillaceae
Product: GTPase-activating protein BEM3
Exons: 2
Coding region: 1-3180 (1059 amino acids)
Biological process (GO): regulation of GTPase activity; signal transduction
Cellular component (GO): cytoplasm
Source: RefSeq, a predicted model, not a curated record
AUGCCCCGCACUUCUUCAAUCGAUUCUGCUAUAUCGUCUCUCUCGUCCGCUUCCCAACCCCAUAAGUUGUCGUUCGAUGCCAACGCCUUAAGCCAAGCAGACAUUGGAAACCUCAUUGCUACGGCAGGAUCAGCAGAGGCGGUGAUCGUACAUCUUCUGAAGGAAAAGCAUCAUGCAGCAUCUCAAAAUUCACAGCUUUGGAGGCUGGUCGAUAAGCAGCGUACCCUCAUCCUUGGGCUAAAUAAGGAUCUGGAUCGUGCCUUGAAGGAUAAAGAACGGUACAAGAAGAAGGUGAAGGAGCUACAGAACUCCAUACCGCCGGUGCCAUUGGUGGGUGCUCAAGCAGUACAUGAUAGAGCCACUAGAAGUAGUGACGAAGUAGCUGUCGGCCAAGGCACGUCCGGAAAGACACAGACACGAGACCGAGAUGUCUCUGCGGUCUCUGACUCGGAUACCAAGGGCCAUUUGUCUAACUUGUCACUUGCUGAUAGAAACAUGGAAUCAUUGGCCACCAACUACCUGGGAGAGCCUGACCAACAAAGAGAGUCGCAAACACACCAAUCGCUAAUGUCCCCACAGCAAGAGCUAUCAAUGGGGGGCUCGCGAUUCGCAAGUGCUAUUUCCACCACGAAUGACCUAAAUUCUGGUGGAACUAAGCGACAAAGCCUCCCUCAUCCAGUCCGGAAACCUCCCCCUGCGCCGCUGAACCUUGGUCAGCCAGAUCGCCCUCGUGUAGAAUGUCCAGUUGAUUUAGACUCUGAGUCUGAGUAUGAGGAUAUACUGGCUGUGGAUGGUUUAUCAGAGGAACGUGGCCGAAGGAAAACGAGAGACGACGAUGACCGAGAGCGCGAGACAGCAUUACACAAAGAAAUACCGACUUUUGAACUGCCUUUAAAGGAAACAAACGAAUCAGCAUCAACCUCCGGAAAGCCUCAGAAAAGCCCACACGGUACGACGGGCCUUGGCCCAGAAGUAGUGCCACUAAUUGAACAAUCCGAAGAGACUCCUCGCGCUGCUCAUGCGCCCCCUUUAACUUCUCAUCCAGGCAUUAUGGUUUCAAAAAUCCCUGGCUUACCGUUAAGUCCAAGGCCAGAAGACCGUCCCCCCGGGUCACCGCUACCUAGGAUGCCGAGGGAAAUAUCUAGUUCUUUGACUUCCUUGCCAAUGUCAUCAGGAGGCAACCUCUCCGGUCUAGCCCUGUCACCCGGAGUUGGCCAAUAUCCGAAUCUUUUUCAACCUGGUGGUCCCACUUCUACCGCUUCCAGAACUGGAAACCGUACAGUGCCUUCAAGUGAUGCCGCGCAAAUUGAUAGUCUCCAGUCACCAGCGUCAAGGACCUACAGGAUCUACCAAGGUUUGGUAUCAGAGGAUUAUCCAGGCCUGCUUUUGCCGCCAAACGCCAUUCCUUUAAUUCGGGUGAAAGUGUCAUCAUCUCGACUUCGGCCUUCUAGGACCAGCUACACUAUGCCUAGACCAUCAGAAGAGGAGCCUGUUUUUACACUGGGUGUCUUCUCGCGGUCAGACGGUGCAGAACUCUGGCGCAUCGAAAAGGUUAUUGCUGCCCUUCCACAACUCGAUCAACAAGCAAGACAACUUUCGACCUUUGGUGUAAAGCUGCCUGAUCGGUCCAUCUUCAACGGCCAUUCUCCUGCGAAAGUUGACUCCAGGCGUGCCGCUUUAAAUUCUUAUUUUGACGCACUCCUCGAAACACCCAUGGAUGAAAAGACAGCCCUAGUUAUCUGCAAGUUCCUCUCGACCGAUGCAAUCGAGCCUCGAGACGAUGAAACAAGCCUGCUUAAAGGUAACAACCAAGCUGGGUCGGAGACAUGCAGCCCAGAUGAGAGGCCUCGGAAAGAAGGAUAUUUAACCAAACGGGGGAAGAAUUUUGGCGGCUGGAAGGCGCGGUAUUUCAUUCUGCAUGGCCCUGAGCUUAAGUAUUUUGAGUCGCCAGGUGGCCCUCAUCUCGGAACCAUCAAAAUUUACAAUGCUCAAAUUGGCAAGCAAUCUCAGAGCGCAAAUGGGCAAAACGGCUCCCCUUUGAGGGCUGAAGAUGAUGUUGAUAACCAAUAUCGCCAUGCUUUUCUCGUUUUGGAACCAAAAAAGAAAGAUUCUUCAGCACUCGUUCGACACGUGUUGUGUGCUGAGAGCGAUGAAGAAAGGGAUGCUUGGGUCGAGGCGCUCCUAGAGUAUGUUGAGGGACAAUCUGAGAAUGAGGGCUCUAAUAAUGGAUCUUCGAAAGGGCAAACUCAAGCCCUUGGCAAGCAGACAGUCAGCUCAGCCCUCAAGCCCAAGAUAUCUUCGAGCGGAAGUAAGAAAGGGGGUAAAGGGGUCGAGGAUCCGGAUAUGGAAAGACCUGAUACAGUUCAAGGGUUUAGUUAUGAUAGCGCUACCCCUGCUGAACCGCCUGUUUUUGGCCCUUCUUUUGAGCCGAGAAGCCCCAUUUCUCCUUCACUUACCCCAGGGUUGUUAACGGAUUCUGGAGAUGCAAAUCAGAUGGCAGACCCAUCUCCAGACUCAAGUCAGCCAUCCUCUAGACUCAUCUCUGGUCCCACCAACGGUGCAGUUAUACAGGAUGCCGGAGCUUGGGGCAACAAAGCAAUUAGUAUUGCCAAAGAAAAAAAACGAAGCAUUUGGGGAUUCCGCACUAGAUCCUCGAUCGAUCUUGCCUCACAGCUCCAAGCCAGCCAUGAUAUCCAAUCAGCACAAACCCACAACAAUGUCUUGGGGGAUAGAAAAGAAUUUGUGAGGCCAGUGUUUGGGAUCCCAUUGGCUGAAGCGGUCCAAUUUUGUGCACCACAGGGUGUUGCCGUUGAGCUACCAGCUGUCGCUUAUCGUUGCAUAGAGUAUCUCAAAGCCAAGGACGCGGCGUCAGAAGAAGGGAUAUUUCGACUAAGUGGCUCAAAUGUCGUUGUCAAAGCUCUCAAGGAACGUUUCAAUACUGAGGGUGAUGUUGACUUCCUGGCUGGGGAUCAGUACUAUGACGUACAUGCCGUCGCAUCUCUUUUCAAGCAGUACCUGCGAGAGCUUCCAACAACUGUCCUCACUCGUGGACUCCAUUUACAGUUCCUCCGUGUACUUGAGCUUGAUGAACGACAGCAAAAGAUUGUUGCAUUCAACUCGCUUGUUCACAUGCUCCCAAGGCCAAAUCUGGCAUUGCUAAGAGCACUGGUCAAUUUCUAA